Verruconis gallopava is the source of this 1539-nucleotide messenger RNA. RefSeq lists its product as uncharacterized. The record is from RefSeq and is a predicted model, not a curated record. NCBI's taxonomy places the organism in Eukaryota, Fungi, Ascomycota, Dothideomycetes, Venturiales, Sympoventuriaceae. The transcript is spliced from 2 exons. Bases 16 to 1539 code for a protein of 507 amino acids.
CAAACAGGUUUGGGUAUGACCGAAUUCUCUGACCGUCCAAUGUCUGUUCCUAAAGGAGCAAAGCUUCUUCAUCACCUGCCUGAAGCUUCUUUAGUAACGGAGUACCUCGAGAACUAUUGCGACAACCAUGUCUAUGAUGGGACGUCUUUGCGGGAACGUAUUACUUUCAAUUGCGAGGUCCGAGCUAUAAGAAAAGUUGAGAAUGUAUGGCAUAUACGUGCCGUUACUGGCAGUGAGGAGAACAUAUACCGCACUUCGAAAUUGGUCAUGGCAUCAGGUCUUUACACAUUACCGAACAUGCCCGAGCUGCCGAACAUUGAGGUUUUCCUGGGCAAAAUUGUCCAUCAAAUCGAUUUUGGACGAUCAAAAGUCCUAGAGGACCCGAACGUCAAAAAUGUAGUAGUCCUGGGAGGCGCCAAGUCAGCUGGUGAUAUUGCCUAUGCAAGUGUCAAGGCUGGAAAAUCAGUAUCUUGGGUGCUACGUGAAAAUGGAUCAGGUGCUGCCACUUUUACUCAGCCGAAAGGCAAGCUGUGGUAUAAGAAUACUCCGGAGAUUGCAACAACUCGCUUGACAAGCCUGUUUACACCGUCAAUCUACACUCCACAGAAUUUCAUAUUUAAGUUAUGUCAUAGCACAGCAAGAGGACGGUCUCUGAUGAAGACCCUUUUCGUCUCAGCAGAUCGGGACAUUCUCGCACUGGGCAACUUUCGCAACAGAGUAGGUGCGCGACCUGGUUUUGAAAAGCUUGAAUGCACACCGAAUUUAUUUUGGUUAAACGGUUUUGUGGGCAUGGUGCAGCAACAUGACUUCUGGCAAACAAUCGCCGAGAAUGUCGAUGUGCACAGAAGCGAUAUAGCAAACGUCAAUUCAGACCGUAUUGAGCUCCGAGAUGGAACGUCUAUUGUUGCUGAUGCUAUCCUGUGCGGCACCGGAUUUAGUCGAUCUUUCGCUCUAUUCGAAAGCCCUUCCGCAAUGGAUCUUGGUUUACCAGUGCCUCUGAAGUCUGCGACGAAGGCAACUGUUGAAUGGGAAAAGUUCGAAAAGGAGGCGGAUGAAGCGAUUGUUCAGACCUUCCCCGAGCUUGCCAAUCCUCCUCCAUGCCGUCCAAGUCCAGCUACUGCAUACAGACUUUACAACUUGAUAGCGCCACUCGACGACGACUCUGUGGUGUUUUUGGGAUAUCUCGGUGUCCUUAACGCUUUCUAUACUGCCGAAUGUCAGUCUGUAUGGGCAACAGCAUACCUCGAUAAGAAGAUAUCUCUGCCCAGCCGUGAAGAGCGUAUUAAAGACAUUGCAAAGAUGAACGCGUUUUCAAAGCGACGAUAUCCUUUCCUUGGCCAAGAUGGUGCUGCUAUCAAUUAUGAUAUGGUAGGAUACUGUGAUCGGUUGUUGAAGCAAGUGGGGCUCAGCAGUCACUUGAAGACCAGUUGGUGGAAGUAUUGGUUUGGAGUUAACAAUGCCUCGACAUUGACUGGUAUCAAGGACGAAUACCUGGGAUUGUUUGGAGAUAAAGUUGGAACGUCUCGGUCGGCUGGUUAA